Molecule: messenger RNA, 1714 nt
Organism: Oncorhynchus nerka (sockeye salmon)
Lineage: Eukaryota; Metazoa; Chordata; Actinopteri; Salmoniformes; Salmonidae
Product: T-box brain protein 1-like
Exons: 5
Coding region: 19-1116 (365 amino acids)
Biological process (GO): positive regulation of DNA-templated transcription; cell fate specification; regulation of neuron projection development
Cellular component (GO): nucleus
Molecular function (GO): DNA-binding transcription factor activity, RNA polymerase II-specific; RNA polymerase II cis-regulatory region sequence-specific DNA binding
Source: RefSeq, a predicted model, not a curated record
UUUUCUACUUCCAGACGAAUGUUUCCAUUCCUGAGCUUUAAUAUAUCUGGGCUUGAUCCGACGGCAAAUUACAAUAUUUUUGUGGACGUCAGUCUCGCGGACCCUAAUCACUGGCGGUUCCAAGGAGGACAAUGGGUACCCUGCGGCAAAGCUGACUCGAAUGGGACAGGGAACAAGGCCUACAUGCAUCCAGACUCUCCGAACACCGGCGCGCACUGGAUGCGUCAAGAAAUUUCUUUUGGAAAACUGAAGUUGGCAAAUAAUAAAGGGGCAUUGGAAAGUGCAGGGCAGAUGGUUGUCGUUCAGUCCCUCCAUAGGUACCAACCCCGUCUUAAUGUGGUCGAGGUGCACGAGGAUGGGGCCGAGAACGCAAGUCAACCCAGACAAUCAUUUACGUUCCCCGAGACGCAAUUCGUUGCAGUCACAGCAUACCAGAACACAGACAUAACACAGCUGAAAAUAGACCACAAUCCUUUCGCAAAAGGUUUUCGGGACAAUUAUGACAAAAUCUACACAGGCUACGAUAGUGACCGGUUGACGCCAUCACCGAGUGACUCGACCUACGCUCAGUUUGUGCCCGGUGCCAGAUAUGCUCUUGCUAAUUCUUUCCUUCAGCACCAAUUCGUCAGUACUUAUGCCAAGUCCUGUUUCCGCCCUAGCGCAGGAGCUACGUCUGGACUAGACUAUAACGUCCCCUUAACUAACAGCAUGCUGUCACCGCAAACCAGCGAGGAGGACACGAUGGCGGCAUCUCCGAGAUGGUUUGUGACACCGACAAACAACAGACUGGACUAUGCCUCCCGCACAAAUGACGCGACUGGAAACACUGCCACUUUGCUGUCAUAUGCAGCAGCUGGAAAGGCCCUACAGCUGUCCGCAACGGACAGUUCGGGUAGAGCCCUUGCUUAUUACGCAGAACCAACGGAUUUUGCGCGUACCUCACCCCACUAUUGCGGUGCGUCUAGCCCGGCUCUGUCCUGCUGGACUAAUGGACACGCUGUUGGUACUACGAACUUUGACGAGGUCCUCUCACUUUCAAAGGAGAGUUUGCCAACGGGUGUCUCUGAAGACGCAAAACCACAAGAUAUCUCGGAGUCUAGUUGGAUAGAGACAUAAACUGAAUUGAAGAGAUAUCCCAUCUUAGAUUAUUGGCAUCAACGAGAACAGUCUAAAAUACCCACCUGGACAUCGUUCAUUCGUUUUUUUUCCAUUAGACUGCAUUUUUGGAUUAGCCUACAGUGGGCUGUGGAUAUGACUGAAGUAUUAAAAUGUUAACGAGAAAAUAGUCUAUUUAAGCUAUAAUAAUGUAUAUAUUUAACAUUAGCUGUAGUCCCACUCUAGAUGUUUUCAUUGAAUCCUGUUUUCUAAUUUGACUGAUUUGAUUGAUUUUUGAUUUGUUGAAUACAUUUUUGGAACGUGUUCAUGUCUUAGCCUGCAUUGAGUUUCAUUGGCAUUAUGUUUUAUUGUGCUGGCUUUAGUAGGCUAUAUAGGAUCCACAAUGUCUUUACUUGUGCAAAAAAAAACAAGGUUCUGAGCUAUAACAACUGUACUUAAAGUAAGUAGUCCAAUGCUUCAAAACACAAAGGACAUAUUCAUAAAUCAAUGCCCAACGCAAGAAGGUCAAGAGGGAAUUUGUUGUAGUCUUUGAUAGGAUGUACACUAAUUCAUGAUCUAAAAAUAUAAAUUGGAUUAAAAGCAGAUGGAUAAAUUGCAA